AUGGAUGGAAACCACCUACAGUCAAUUGAAGGAGUAACUACAGCAGUGCCUCGAGAACGCUGGACUACAGCCCAACGUGAUGAUUACAAGUUCAAUGCUAGAGCACUGGCACAGAUCAAUGGUAGUUGCUCAAAGAAACAGUUUGAGCUGAUUCAGGGCUGUACUACGUCAAAGGAGGCGUGGGAUAUUCUCCAGAUCCACUUUGAAGGGACAAGUCAAGUUCAAAGCUCAAGGAAGGAUCUAUUGGCAACUAAGUUUGAGAAUAUGAGGAUGGAGGAACAUGAGUCAAUUGCUGACUUUAGCUCGAAACUUAGCUCACUCGUUCAGGAGUCCCGUACCCUGGGAAAGGUAUACAAGGAUGCUAAACUAGUGAAGAAACUUCUUCGGUGUCUUCCAGACAAAUUCACAGCAUACAAGGCUGGACUAAGUGCAAAUCCUAUCUGGGACGAUCUCCUAUGA
Microthlaspi erraticum is the source of this 459-nucleotide messenger RNA. The record is from the annotation of a GenBank genome assembly. NCBI's taxonomy places the organism in Eukaryota, Viridiplantae, Streptophyta, Magnoliopsida, Brassicales, Brassicaceae.